Messenger RNA from Necator americanus (New World hookworm), 321 nucleotides. RefSeq lists its product as uncharacterized. The coding region runs from base 1 to 321 and encodes 106 amino acids. NCBI's taxonomy places the organism in Eukaryota, Metazoa, Nematoda, Chromadorea, Rhabditida, Ancylostomatidae. The transcript has a single exon. The record is from RefSeq and is a predicted model, not a curated record.
AUGGACCAGCUGCAGCAAUAUGGAUUGCGCCUCAACACAUCAAAAACUGAGUACAUGGAGUGCGGACCAAGGAUAGAGGAUGGUUCAAUUCGUGUCGAUGGCACCGAAUUAAACAAGGUGAACUGUUUCAAGUACCUUGGAUCCAAAGUGACUUCCACAGGCGACAUUGAUCAAGAAGGUCGAGCACGUGUUAAUGCGGCAUGGAUGAAAUGGAAAAUGGCAACAGGCGUACUGUGCGACAAGAAAGUCCCUGUUCGACUGAAGUCGAAGAUCUACAGGACGGUUUUGCGUCCUGUUGCCCUUUACGGAUGCGAGUGCUAG